Messenger RNA from Diplodia corticola, 2946 nucleotides. RefSeq names its product ccr4-not core complex subunit not4 protein. The transcript has a single exon. The record is from RefSeq and is a predicted model, not a curated record. Lineage: Eukaryota; Fungi; Ascomycota; Dothideomycetes; Botryosphaeriales; Botryosphaeriaceae. Bases 1 to 2946 code for a protein of 981 amino acids.
AUGCAGCCAAUGCCUCUGGCAGACCUUGCCUAUCUCCUAGACCAGCCCCGCCGUUCCACGCCAACCGUGCCCCCGGGCCUUUCUGCUCCCAUCAGCAGGGUGGGAACUCCGUCCAGUGCGCCCAUACGUCCCCCUCCGGGUAUUUCAACUCCGCAUGCAGCGACGCCGCAGGCAAUCACACCGGCGGUGCCUGACCUUCCUUUGCCGACGUCCCGCUCCGGCACGCCGGCGAGAAAGAACACGAAGGAGAGUGAACGUAGUAAGGCAACCGAAGUCAGCGCUGAAGCCUCCAAGACGCCAACCAUCACCAAGUCUAUCCCAGGUAAAGCCCAAGCAGCGGUUGCCACUCCGACCAUGGCCAGAGCGGACCUAGCGGCAAAAAUUGAAACCCCCAAGGUUGGUGACAAGACCAAGAGCAAGACUAGGGGCCCUGAUGCCGAUAACGCGCCCGUCACCCCGUCGAGGCCUGCGGAAGAGAACCAGCCGUCUCCUGUCAAAACCAUUGCUCAAGUCGUUGCGUCAGAGCCAAAAUCUAGUAGCGUGCCGCCUUCCCCUCUGAAGGCAAAGCAAACAUCUUCGGUUGCUAAGCAAGAAAUGAAGUCAGCAAUGUCCAGCACCAAGCGACAGCAUCCCGGGCCUUUGCAGAUUCCCAAGAAGGAGUCACUGGGAUCUGAUAGCGUCGUUUCUGCUUCUACCGACCCUGCGGCAAAGAAUCCUCGUGCCAUGUCAAUUACUGCCGAGUCGACGUCACGCCCAGGAACACCCACUGGCGCCACCACUACGGGAUCGCCCCUGAAGCGAACGGGGCCUCAAAUCAUGCGCAUCACAAACACGCCUAAGGCGGAAACGCCGCCGGUAUUCAAUACGUCGUCUUCUGCCCCCGUGACCGCCGCGAUGCCUCCCGGUGUAGCCAGCAUCCGCUCGAGGCAGCCCAGCGUCGCCUCGAUCAACCCGCCGGGCACACCGCAGAGCGAGUUCGUUUCCGACAACGCCUCGAUGACUUCGACGUCCAUGUCACGUACCAACUCUCCCCCACCUGCCAGCAGGAUCGGCUCGGCACCCCAGCGGACCAAGACGAAGAGCCAGGCCAAGAAGGAAAGGCAAGAGCGCGCUCGUCAGAUGACAGAAGUCGAGUUGGGGCUGAAGGAGUCUCGCGCCCCUAGCGAAGAGCCGGUGAUCGAGGGCAUCCAGACGCGCAAGAAGAAAGAGAAGAAGGCCAAGCCGAUCAAGACGCCUAAGACUACGGUUUCCACGCCUGCUGAGAGCCGCACGGGCACGCCGGGUUCAGUGGAGAAGGCACCGGUGUCUGAAAAUAACGAAGCCGAGAGCAUCACCGUCAUCGCCGCCGAGAAGGAGAAGGAAAAGCCCGUGGAAGCCGUCAUCGAGGAGGCUCCUCCCGCCGCAAUUCCCGUCUCCGUUCCCGUCUCCGCUCCCGCUCCGGCCGCCCCUAUCCCCACCCCCGCAACAGCAACCGUAGCAGCAGCAGCAGAGCAGCACUCCUCCCCCAACAGCAGCAGCAGCAAACCGCAGCAGCAGCAACAGCAGCAGCCGGCCCCUCCCGGCGCCGCCCCCGCCUCUCCAGCCAUCACGUCGGCCUCCAUCAUCGCGAAGCUCCAAGCCGAAGGCGCCGUCACGCACGAGAAGCUCGAAAACAUGUUCAAGUCCUUCCCGCAAGGGGGGCCCAACGAGCGGCAGAUGACGCUCCAGGACGUGCCCAACCGCGACCGGCAGUACGCGCUCUCGGACGAGGCGAUCAGGGGCGUGCUCGAGCGGGGGGAGCACCACCGCCUGGGCGGCGAGGACGGCCGCGUGUCGUCGCGGGUGCUGGUGACGCCGGAAGGGACGAUCCUGCGGGGGCUGACGCGCGAGGAGGAGGAUCGGUAUCUGGAGCUGGAGGAGACGGUCAGGAGGGGGUCGGGCAGCGGUGGUGGCAGCAGCGGGGGCGGCAACGCGCAUUACCGGUGGACGUCGACGCGGGAGCCCGUCUUCGACCUCGAGCGCAUCGUGCGCAACCUCAACGUCCGCGCCGUCGUCGACAAGAGCAACACGCUCCGCCAGACGCAGGCCGCGCUGCAAAAGGCCGCCCAGCAAGCCGCCGCCGCCGUGCACCACCACCACAACAACACCACCAACUCCUCUUCUUCCUCCUCCUCAUCCUCCUCCUCCACCUCCCCCCCGACCGCCGCCGCCGCUGCCGCUGCCGCUGCGGCCGCGGCAAAGCUCUUCGACGAAGCCGCAAACUACAACGACGAGUUCAUCAUGCCCUCCAGCCCGACCCUGCCCGUGCUCGCAGACGACCCGCUACCGCCGCCCGCCGCCGUCGACACCGCAGAGCAGCUCCUACACCGCGGCAGCAACAACAACAACAACAACAACAACAACAACGCCGCCGCCGCCGCAAACCUCAGCGCAUCCACCAGCUCCACGGCAUCCACCAGCAUCGCCGUCGGCGGCGCCGGCGGCAACAUCAACAUCAACUUCCCACCACCGCAGCAUCACGGCGUCGUCGGCGCCGGUCGCGGGAACAGCAAUAGCAAUGUCAACGACGUCGGUGGUGGUAGUAGUAGUACUGGCGGUGGCGCCGGCAGCGGCAGCAGUCUGCUCGCGGCCCCGUUCGAGAGCCACUACAUCCACGUCAACGGCAUCGCGCUGUCGGACGCGGCGGCGCCGGUGCUGGGCAUCGAUUUGCUGGGGAGGAACGGGCUGGUGUUUCAAGGCGGUGGUGUCGGUGGUGUUGGUGGUGGUGGCGUCGUUCCUGUCCCCGGGGUGGCGGUGCCGAAGAGCGGGGGCCCGGUGCUGGCGUUGCAGGAGAUUGAGCGCGAGCUCAACGUCGAGAAGCAGCGCGCGAACGAGUUUACGAAGAAGUUGAACGCCGCGAUUAAGCGGAAUAGGAAGGUUGUGGGGGCUGCUGCUAAUGCAGCGGCGGCGGCGGCGGGGGGGCACUGA